CUCUACACCCCGGGCACAUAUUUGAUGGAAAAAAAUGUGUCUGUUUAUAAAUUAAUGCGGUGUUUUAUAAAUUCCGUGGAAUAUGGCAAAGAUCAUUAUAAGCGUACACAAAAACAUCUGUAAAGCAGGACCGAAAUCUUCUCUGAAGCAUUUAGCCAUCUGUUAAUUUCGCAUUCAGUCGUGUUCUCAAGCUGUUGACAGAGACAGCAUCAGUGGAGCACAUCUUUAUUUUUUCUUCUUCUUUUUUUUGGCCCACUCAUUUUUAUCCCAGAUUUUCUCCCAAUUUGGAAUGCCAAAUUAGAUAUGAAAGGCUAUGUUGAAACAGCAAGCCCUUCCCCCUUGUCAAUUGAUGAGAGUGCAGAUGUACACUCUCUGCACCUGACAAGCAGUCUUUCCUCAGUCACUGCCUCACAUGAGGUCACUUCCUGUACAGUGGCUGCAGGCAGACCUUAAGCCCCCAAUCACCUGUAUUCACUCUCUGAUCAUCAGAUGAGGUCACUUCCUGUGCAGGAGCUGCAGGCAAGCCUAAAGUCCGCAGUCAGCUGCAGUCAUUCACUGAUCAUGCAUAUGAUAUCACAGAUGCAGAGAGAGAGAGAGAUAGGGGGUGGCAGAAAGACACACGCUAAAAUAACAUUAAGCAUUCCUCCAAAUGACAACUUUGCCAAGAGUUUAUUUUACAUGUUCCAAACCGUAUCCCUUUAAGUAUCUGGAGCUAAGAUCUUAAAAUCGUAAAACACAUCACGCGAAGCAUGGGAAGUGGGGCGGGUGCUUUGCUGGCGAUAGCCAAAACGCGACUAGACUACAUUUAUAACUUGGACAAAUGAGUAUGAUCCUCUGGUUUAGGCUCGCGGAAGAGACGGGAGGCGCAUUUGCUGAUUACCUCAUCAUGUUCACGCGCCCGAACGGGAUAUAAUUCUUAAUGGUGGCAGGCGGACGAGGCUGCACGCCGGCUUCUGAUGCCUACUCCAGAUAUGAACGGGCGCCCUUAGAAAUAUGAUUUCUCUUCGCUGCCACGACGAAAACGCUGCAGUUAUUCACUCUGACCGGCCAAGAUAAGUCAGCCUGCAAUCUCAUUAUCGGAAUGAUGCAUUAGCAUUGUCAGAAAAGCCGCUACGCUACGGUUGCGGUGGUUAUAAUAUUUAACAUAUAGGCCUACUUAUAUUUUGCGACGUCUUUAAGAUAAAGGUGGAAAGCAGACGCUUGUCCUUACUAUAAAUUUCACUCAGCCGGACUGAACAAAAUAGUUUAAUAUCUGCGGAUAUGCAAUAUGCGACCUGCAUGGCGCCCUCUGCUGAGUGUUCCCAUGUACAUGUUAAUGGAAUAUUUGAACGUUUUGAGGAUGCAAAAAUGUGUAAAUGUUGAUAAAUGAAUUCACAGUAGGCUAUACUACUGCAAAUCAGGGUACACACAUUUUUUUAUGAAUAGGUUCUCUGUUUAUAAUUAUUCACAUGACAAAAAAGAAAGAAAGAAACGUGGAGUAAGAUAAAUACAACUUGAGCUAUUUCCGAAAUUAAAUUAUGCUGCUCUCCCAUACCAAUUUAAAUUCUGAACGUUCAGUUUCCGAGUAUAGCAUUACAUGUUCUGAAUCAUGCAAUUGCAGAACGCACAGCCUUGAGAUAGUACGGCUACGGCGUGUGAUAUCAAUAAGAUUUAAAUGAAAGGUUAAAGGUGUGAUACAAAUUAGUGGCUGUACGGGCUGGAUCAGAUAGACUUUACGCAUUUGAUCAUCCACGUCUAGGCCUAUCAGUAGAUUCACAGUAGAUAGGAAUAAAAAAUUGGACGAUUAAUGGCGCUUCCAUAAAUGGCCACCCUUUAGAAAUUGCGCAGUUCUGUUGUAUACGAAUGUAUGUUUUUGUUAUUUUACAUAACCUGACAUAAUAUAGAUUUUUUUAAAAAGACAAUCCGUGUUAGGCUACCAAUGGUUUUCAUGACACAACUCACAGAUUUUUUUUUUUAACGCGGAGCUCCAUAAUCCACGUUUUCCCCAUAAACCACUCGGCGUUAUAACUGGGUAUUUUAUAUCGUUUGAGGAUUAUUUUCCUAAUAAUACAAUUACAAUGGACUGCCAGUGAAGAGUCUGAUGAUUAAUGAACACCCGUCACUUCAUUUCCCCCCGUGGAAUACAGCGUUGCCAAGUCUCGCGAAAAAAUCAAAGCUUUAAACUCGAGAGCGUCACAAUGAACUGGAGCAACCGUCAUUUUUUCACUUUCCUUUUUUUUGAAUGGAAAAGCUGUUACAUCAGUGACCGUGAGGGGGACCUACUCUAGUAGCAAGAAAUGGUAAGCUCUAAGAACGGCAGAAAACUGGUUAUAUCUACGGCGAGGGUGGAGUUAGAAGGGUGUGAUACAAAAAAGCCCAAGUCCAGGUGCCGAACCGGGUUCAAGAACGGACGUCUGUCGAGCUGAUGCCGGGAUUGGUUGGAGCCGCUAGGUCAGAAGGGUCGAUAUGAGUCAAGCCAGGACCAUUCCGCUCAUAAUCUCCUCGCGGUGUGUGCCUAGCAUCUAGACGCGAGUUCACCCUGGUGGGUGAAUGUGCAGCUCCUCUUGUACCGAUGGCGGGUUCCGCGCAAACCGUUAUUCACGGGACUUGGUUCGCCACCAGCGUUACCGGCUACAGGGACGACACAUCGGCGGGAAUGUCAGAGGAAAAGGCGAAGAAGAAAGCUUUUUACCUGGUCAGGGUGAAAUCGCUCAACAGCAAUAAGCAGCCCGCAAGCAACAGCAACAUGCCCUUCAUGAUCCACUGCCACAUAGGCAAAGAGAUCAAGCACAUUUGCAGCAACUGCAGCCGCGGCAACGAGGCGCAGGACGCUGAGGAAGUUGAAAGGCUGGCUGCCAUGCGCUCAGAGUCUCUUGUGCCCGGGACCCACACCCCGCCCAUCCGCAGGCGGAGCAAGUUCGCCACGCUGGGGCGCCUCUUCAAGCCCUGGAAGUGGAGGAAGAAGAAGAGCGAGAAGUUCAAGCAGACGUCUGCGGCGCUGGAGCGGAAGAUCUCCAUGAGGCAGAGCCGGGAGGAGCUGAUCAAGAGGGGCGUGCUGAAGGAGAUCUUCGAGAAAGACGGGACGGUCCCGGUAACAAAAGAAGACGGGAGGUUAGAAAACGGGCGGGCGCCGGCGUCCCCCUCCGGCACUCUAGAGUGCGAGGAUGCGGAGCGAGCCUAUCGGGUCCUCCUCCCGCCGCCCGGCCCAGAGCUCACGGACGGGACGGGGACCGGGACAGCGACCGUGGAGUUCCAGAGCUCCGUGGAGGCCGGGGUCUGUUCGCAGGACCACUCCAUGAAGCCCGCCUUGGUCCUGCCUCCCAAAAAGCCCAUGCCGUUCCCCGGAGACGGCCAGGACACGCCCACCAAGCAGGCCCCCUUCCACAAGCAGCCCCCCGCGCUGCCCCCAAAACCCUUCUCCCGGAUCCCCAAUCACAUCACAGACUCAGGACAGCCCAUCAAACUGGCCUGCAUGCCGGGGAAGCUGUCCCCUCCUCUACCUCCCAAAAAGGUGAUGAUCUGUGUGCCUCCGGGGGGCCUGGAGUCCUCCCUCGCCUCCUUCUCCCAGAAGUGCUCCCCGCAGCCCCUGGGCCCCCUCCACGGGAGCCUGCAUGGGCACCCGCACCAGCUGCAGUACGGCAGCCUGCCCAUGCCCAUUCACCCGCCCAGCCGCGUCAUCGAGGAGCUCAACAAGACGCUGGCACUGACCAUGCAGAGGCUGGAGAGCUCGGUGCUGCACGCCGUCCCCACCGUGGUGAUCGAGUGUGACGACGACAAGGAGAACAUGCCCGACGAGGCGGACUACGAGGACCUGCCCAGCAUGUACAAGGACGAGGAGGACGAGGAGGAGGAAGACGACGACGAGGACGACGAAGAGGACGACGACGACACGCUGUUCACCAGCACGCUGGCGCUCAAGGUGCUGAGGAAGGACUCUCUGGCCAUCAAGCUGAGCAACCGGCCCUCGCAGCGCGAGCUGGAGGAGAAGAACAUCAUCCCCAUGCAGACCGACCAGGAGCGGCUGGAGUCACGGCAACAGAUCGGCACCAAGCUCACGCGACGGUUGAGCCAGAGGCCUACGGCUGAGGAGCUGGAGCAGAGGAACAUCCUAAAACCAAGGAAUGAACAGGAGGAACAGGAGGAGAAGAGGGAGAUUAAGAGAAGACUAACGCGAAAGCUGAGCCAGAGGCCCACGGUGGAGGAGCUGAGGGAGGCCAAGAUCCUGAUCCGCUUCAGCGACUACGUGGAGGUGGCCGACGCCCAGGACUACGACCGGCGGGCCGACAAGCCCUGGACGCGCCUCACGGCGGCCGACAAGGCCGCCAUACGCAAGGAGCUGAACGAGUUCAAGAGCACGGAGAUGGAGGUGCACGAGUCCAGCCGCCACCUGACCAGGUUUCACAGACCAUAGAACUCUAAGAAGAAUUACGGAAUGGGCUUCCCCCCAAAAAACACACACACACACACACACAUGCACGCGCGCUCAUAUGCGCACACACAUGCACAUACACACACUCUCACACUAACACAUACACACACACACACACACGCCGAACCUUAAGUGCUGAACUGUGAAAGGUGUUCAUGUCUACAAUAAGUCCACUCGUGUUGAAUUGCCUUCUGAACUGAGUCAGAACUCACCAGAGCUGAGCCAGACCCGCGCAGCUGACCAGCGCAUCAAUAACGGAUCCUGUACUCCCAAAACGAGCCAGGAGGGGGCAGGACGGGGGUGGGGGCUGCUGACAAACUACGCUUUUACAAACACCCCCCCCAAUCCACCCCCUCCACUGUUCAUCGCCACGCAUCGUCCCUCUACUGCCGCAGCGAGAGGACGCCAGCCAUCUUCCUCCUCUCGGGUCAUCCUCCUCCUCCUCCUCCUCCUCCUCCUCCACACCUCGCUCCGCCCCUCUCAGCAGGGUCGAGCCCCGUGGGAGGGGGGGGGCGGCUGGACCCGUUUCGGGAUGUCGAUCCACCCCCCCCGGACACGUGGCGGUGCAGCCAGGUGACGGCUCCAACAGCUCGGGACACCAGUGCAAUAUUUCCUCUCCGCCGGGGGAAACAACAGCGCCCCCUGUGGACCUCUCUGUAACUGCGGCUAUAAUAGCGGUUCCCGGCGGUGUUCGUAUUCUGCUAACUGCGAAUCCGGCAGACCGCGCAGGAGGCUGUCCGGGACGCUUCCGCGCGCGCGUCGACAUCGCUGAGCUGCAAAGACGUCCGUUUGACUACGGCGGCUAACGCUAACGCUGUGAAAUGACUCUGGAAAAGGAGGGCGCCAAACAGCUAUAUAUAAAUACAUACAUAUAUAUAAAUAUAAAUAUAUAUGUUUACGUCGAAGGUAACGGUCAGUUUUAGGCAAGGAUUUCUACUUUUUAACAGACAUCCUUUUUAAACUGAUUAUUUUCUUUUCUUUUUAAAAAAAAAUACAGUUUAUUUUGGGGCUUUGGUCGUAAGAGAAGAAGCCUGUGUGUCUCUGCUUAAGGGGCUGAACACAGACACGGGGGGGGAACUGAAGAAUAUCCAUCUCGGUGCGGAGGCGGAGCCUAUCACCAUGGGAACCUCCCCUCUUUUCCAUCCCUCUUUUUUUUUUUCUCCUUUCUUCGGCACAGCGGGCGUGUGCAAGAAAGAAGCGAAGCUUCGCCAUCGACACUCUCUACUCAGCCUCUCCUCCCACUCUGUGUCCACAAUCAGCAAUAUACUUUACACUGUAAAUAACUGGAAGUUAGCUGUCAAAUGUACCAUAUUUUAUUUAUUUGUGUGUGUGUGUGUGUGUGUGUGUGUGUGUGUGUGUGCGUGUUCCUUCAGUGUGAUUUCGGAUGUUUUUUCACGUGAUUUUUUUUUUUCUUUUCUUUUUUUUUUUGGUAUGAAAUAUGUAUUUUUGGGAAUAUUACAGCUCCUGUAGACACCAGCUUUUAAAACAUAUUUUUUUUAAUGAUCUGCAGCUGGAGGAGAGCAAACCUGAGAAAUCCCCCCCCCCCCCCUGUUUAAAGUCACCUUUUUGGUGUUAAAUGAUGUGCGUUGUUAGGAAGGUGCAAUAUGAACACAGUUUUACUUGCCUGUCACGUAACCUGUAGAAACACAAGUCUGGAUAAAUCUACAGGGUGGAAAAAGACCAUUUUAUGCUCGAACCCAAUUCCUUCACUUCUUUAAGGACACGGCAUGUCAGUAAUUCAAUUUCAGGAGACAAAGUACUUUCGAUUUGACUUUGAUACGGGUCAGCCCGUCUCGAUAAUGUGCUGUUUCACGACCUUGAGCUACGGCGCGUAUGAAGCUAAAAAUAUGACAUGCAGAAUAAGCGUGAACGCGAGCUGGCACCUGGGUGUUCGGGGAGAACGCAGUUGGAGAGGUCUACCCUUUUUGCGUGCGUCUAUUUGAAAUGACUUUUCUUGUUCUGUUGCGUUGACAGAGAUGAUCAGUGUGAAUGAGCACCAAAUCUGCGUCAUGUCAUAGGAAGAAAAAAAGAAUGUGAAUUCAGCAAUAAUUUUUUUUCUACCCUUUUAUUGAAUUAUACUUAUACUUCAUAUUCUUUUGCUUGUGGGUGUGCAGGUGCAGGGCAGUGAGUCUGUAUCACAGCAUGCCCGGUCCCUCUCCAGUAGUACACAUCACCAUAACCUCGGCCAUUAUCACCUCUUCAUUGGUGGGGUUAGUUCACUGUUAUCUAAUGGCAACCAAAAAGAUGCCAUCUUGCCAAGUUAAUUUUUUUUUAAAAUUCACAAUGGUUUUGUAGCAUUUUUUUGUGUGUGUGCACAUGUGGUGGUAUGGUAAAAAAAAAUCUAAAGGGAAAACUCUGGCUGCCUUAAGUCUUUUAUUUUGUUUAGAAGUGAAGGGGGCACCUUUUCUAUGGUCCCAACUUACACCAAAAAAAAGAAAAAAGAAAGUAUAACUUCAGUGAAAACUUGAACGGUGUGUCUGGGGAUUUCUGUUAAUGUCUCAGCGUGUGACGUAUCUUGAGCCUGUUGGUUUGGGGUUUUUUUUAACUUCCCCCCUUUAAAUUUGUUCUUGGUGUAACUUGGGUACCAGCAGUGGCAAACCCGUUCUUUUUUUUCUUUUCUUUUCUUUUCUUCCUGGUAAUGGCGGAAGGAUCCGUUUGUUCCUGCGGCUCCCUGUAGGGCAAGGUUCAGACUGCCGUAUAGUGUGUGUGAGGAACACUUGUUUACGGGAAUUAAAUGUUGCCAAACUAACGCUGAACCACAUUUUCAUACCGUGUGUUCUCCUGGUGUGUUCCACGCAGUGUUUCGCAGACUUCGCAUAAUGUUGUCCUUUAAAAGGAAACACCCAACCCCCUGGUAACACCCAAAAGCACUGCUGUUCUUACUGUAUUAACAUUUUGUAGGAAGUUAGCUUUGUUGAAUAGCUUAACACCUCUGAAAACGUUUCUUAACCACAGCCAGUUAAAACAAUAUCGGUCUAUUGAUCUUUUUUUCCCCAUAAGACGAGUACCAACCAAUGCUUUUCGACAAGUUUACAGUUACAGUGCUGAAACGUGAGUAGAAUGUCCCUGCGUUGCAGUGGCAUAUUUUAAUAUUUUCUGCUAUUCCGUUUCACUGUAAUAUUUCACACGGCUCGCCAUUGCUAUAUUUUUUAAUAAGCCUGUCACAUGCACUAUGGGAAGUUGAUGUAGAGCAGUGUCACUUCCUAGUCAGCAGUUUUUUUUGUUCCCCUGCCUGUAUUACUGUAUUUUUAAAAACGGGUUGUGUCAUCUCGUCUAUAUUGUGCAUAACACCACCACGCCCACGGUGAAUUCUCACUUCCUCCUCCCUGAAAACAUUUUGAGUCGUAUCGAAAAUUAUCGUCACGGGUUCGUCACGGCAAAAUAUUGGGUUAUAAAAGGCUCAAAUGACAGAGCAAACUUAGUCAAAACACCCCGGAAAUUUCCAGCGACAGUAGGAGAGAUUUAAUCAUUGGCCCGUCUCUUUGACUGCUUACAAUUCAUACAGUCAGGUGUUCUCAUAAGUGUGUUCUUACUCUGAAAUGUUUGUACAGCUCGUCUCUCUUUGUACAGGAGUGAAUGUUGUGACCGUCUCCUCGUACUCUUCCAGUAUUGUAAUUUAAGGAAACAAACAGAAGGCGAUCUUCUACUGGCGUAUGAAAUCUGUAAAUAACGCACAUUAAACGAAGUCUCUAAAAUAUGUUACUUUUUUGUACAGGCCGAAACUGCAUGUAACCGUUUAACUUACUGUUCGUCUUUAAUGAUGUAUGCAGUUUCUUAUAUAAAGAAACCUUAUUAAAAUGUUUUUCAGUAUUUAAAA
Anguilla rostrata (American eel) is the source of this 8225-nucleotide messenger RNA. RefSeq names its product phosphatase and actin regulator 1 (gene phactr1). The record is from RefSeq and is a predicted model, not a curated record. The transcript is spliced from 13 exons. Gene Ontology annotation, molecular function: actin binding. Bases 2552 to 4390 code for a protein of 612 amino acids. Gene Ontology annotation, biological process: stress fiber assembly; cell motility. NCBI's taxonomy places the organism in Eukaryota, Metazoa, Chordata, Actinopteri, Anguilliformes, Anguillidae.